Stegostoma tigrinum is the source of this 3339-nucleotide messenger RNA. RefSeq names its product tetratricopeptide repeat protein 31-like. The transcript is spliced from 18 exons. The record is from RefSeq and is a predicted model, not a curated record. Gene Ontology annotation, molecular function: RNA binding; metal ion binding; protein binding. The coding region runs from base 97 to 2055 and encodes 652 amino acids. NCBI's taxonomy places the organism in Eukaryota, Metazoa, Chordata, Chondrichthyes, Orectolobiformes, Stegostomatidae.
GGCUUGUUGUGAGGCGUGGGGCCUACGGCUGAUUGUCGAGCCAGACCCUGGCUUCUGGGGCCUUGCUUUUCUUCCUUCACCAUCCGAGCGGCCGACAUGAGCGGCAGUGGCCGCGAUGACAUCGACCCGAUCUGGUGGCUGGAGAAUGAAGGCCGUUACCCGUCAACAUUGACGGAUAAAGUCAACGUUUACCGGCAUAACCUGCAAGACAGUCUGGUGACCAAUCAGAGGCUGGAUAAUUUUUUUAAAAAUCUAAUUGAGAGCAGACCAGUGGAGAUUGACCAGUGUGUUUUUAAUGAGACAGCCAUAAUGGAGCGGCAUGUUUUUGAUUCAAGUGAUGAUGAUAAUUACACCUACGAGGAUGAUGACUAUUCGAACGAUGACGAUGACCACAACGUUGAUACAUUUUAUGGAUUACGGAAAAAUUUUCUCCAUCAUGUUCCAGAAUUGUCCACACUCAAACAUUUAACUGAUCCAUACAAUAAAGAAAGCUCCAAUUCAUAUCGAGGUUCUGCUGAGGAGGCUGAGAGAAUUGCUCAAGAGUUGGUAAAUGAAGAGGAGCAGGCAAAAAAAAAGGCUGAGAAACGAAGACUUAAGAAAAAAAGACAGAAAGAGAGAAGGCGCCAACAGAAAUUAGAAAAAGAAAAUAGAAGUGAGAAUAAAAUUGGAGAGAAUGUCAACGAUAAGAAAGUUCUGUCAAAGAGAGAAAGUUGUAGCGAUGGAGAGGAGGAUAACAAAGAAGUGAGUGGAAAUAUUAAACGUGGUCUUGCUGUGUUACCUGAGAAAGGGGCUUCGGCGGGCAAAGAGCAAAGCUCCAACACAGCUGACAGUAAAAAUGAGACUAGUGUGAAAGUUACUGCUAGAGUGGGUGAGGAUCAGAACACCACCGAUAAAUCAGUAUAUAUAUCUGAGGAUGAGUUAGAUAUGAACAGUUCUUUUGUUUCAAAAGCUGUCACCCAGAUGAAACGUAAAAUGAAUAUAAAACCCAAAGCUGAGAGGAAAGAGACUGAAAAGAAAAAAGCUGAAAAGAAACUAGAGCAAUCUAUGGACCCCAAUGCUGUGAAAGACAAGAUUUAUAAGUUGGCAGUGCAAGGAAAUAGUAUGGCUAAUGAGGGACGCUAUGAAGAUGCAGUGGAAUAUUUUACAGAAGCAAUUAAAUAUGAUCCAAAAGAAUAUAGACUGUUUGGAAACCGUUCCUACUGCUAUGAGAGACUGAAGCAAUAUAGUCGAGCGCUGAGUGAUGCUCAAAUAGCAGUGAACCUGAAUCCAUCCUGGCCUAAAGGAUACUUCAGGAAAGCUAGAGCAUUAGCUGGAGUUAAGAAAUACAUGGAGGCCAUAGAGGCUUUCCAAGAGGUGCUAAAAAUUGAUAGUUCCUGUAAAGAUGCUGAAUAUGAGCUACUUCAAGUUCAAAUGCAGCUACUGAUGGACCGAGGUUUUACUCAGCAGCAAUGUGACGAGAUUCUAAAUAAAUAUGGCAGUUUAGAAGAAAUACUACUAUCAUCAGCUCCAAAACCACGCAACUGCCAAAUUAAUACAAGUACAUACGUAUUAGAUGAAGAUGAUAAGGAUUUUGUACGUGUGAAAAAAUCCAAAAAUAAACCUGCCUCAGUGUUAGUACAGUCACAACUGCAGUCACGGGAAUUAUUUCCGAUCUGGAUUGGGAACGUAACCACUCGAAUUACUGAAGAAGCAUUGCGUGCAAUAUUUGAAACUGUUGGAACUAUACACAGCAUCCGAAUGCUUCAAGAUCGCUUUUGUGCCUUCAUCAACUACACAACCAAACAGGCAGCAGAGCAGGCCAUUGCAAAGUUACAGGGCACUGAACUCGAAGGAACCAAGCUGCUGAUUCGUCAUCCUGACAAUAUUUACAAAAACCUCGGAGCGGCCAAGAUGGCCGCUCCAACCACCAAGCCUUCACUUGUGGAGAAGGUGAAAAUCCCACCCGCCAUUGAGUGCCAUUUCUGGAGGAAUGUCGGCUGUGUUUAUGGGGACAAGUGUCGUUUCCGGCACAUUCCAAAGCAUAAAGGCAUGGAUAGCAAGGUCACGCAGAAUUAAACAUCGACUGGUUCACGUUUGUGUUCUAGUACUUCAAAGAAAGAAGCCAAGUUGUGAAGAAGGAGGGCAUGAUGCCUUAUAGCCAGUGGGAGUACACUAAUGGAUCAGUGUACAGAACAGUGUGUGAUGUGCUUUCGCGGAUAUCACUGUGGCAGCAACAUGCAGUGCAGCGCAUUUUACAGUAAGGUUCAUGAGAGAAACAAAAACACCAAACUGGAGAGCUAACUGUGGAACUUUUUUCACCUGGAUGUCAGAGGCACUGGUGUUACAAGGAAGGGAUCCUCGUGUGAACAAGAGGAGUUUCCUGUGUACCUUGCACAUUCCCAAGGAGCACAGACCCAGGAGGUUAGGACUGCCGUUGGAGCCUCUGCAGUGUGUGAAUGUGAACCUGCCCACAAUAGAGGCAUUGCGAGUUUCUCCCUCCCCAUCUCCAGUGUGAAGUGCUGUGGCUUCAGCAUUCAGACCACCUUUCCACUGGUUAGAGAGGGAGUCAUUCAUAACCUGCUGCCCUCUGGCUGUGGAAGGGCUGACUGGGAUUCGGUGCUAACCUCUCUACGUCAGGUGGAAACAAGAUUCCGGGUUUGUUGUCUGGAGGCAGAGAGAUACCCUGACUUCAAUACAGAAUGCCGAAUGGCUGUGCAGUGUGUGUGUGUGCCUGGCUCCCACCUUGCAGCUGUAUCUCCCUUGCUCAUGGUUAAAAAGUCUAAAAUCAGCAGCAGACUGCUGAGGGUAAAAUGCUCGCACUCCUGAGAACAUCACCCUUGAGCACGCACACGCUGUUGGGGCCAUCUGUGAUGGGAAUUGAAUGAGCUGUGUAAUGUAAAUGCCUUCUCAAGCCUCGUGUCUACACACACUCGGUGCACUCAAGGUUUUAAUUGGAAACUUGCUCUUAGGGCUGCUUGAUGUGGCUUGCUCCUGGAGAUGGGUUCCACACUGUCAAUUCCCAUCUCACUCAGCGUUGCCUCAGUUCCUGCCAUCAUGUCUCCACGUCUGCAGCUCUUGCUGAUUUGAUUCCACAAACCAUGUUUCGGAAUAUGUUUAAGGGGAGAGAGGGGGGUAUUCUGACACUUCUAUCUGCCCCUUGUGCCAUAUUGGAGGCAGUGUACUCUGAUAAAAUGAUGCACCCUGUUAUAAAUGAUCUGAUUUUACCUUUUAUAAAUUGCACAAUGCCUAUAUAUAAAAAAAAAUCAAGUUUCUAUAACCAGAUAAAAACUGCCUUGAGAAAAGUGAGCAGUGCCAGAGACUGCAGAUACAUCCUUAUAAAAUCCCAGUCAGAUUCUUGUA